UCCCCCGCGAGUAGACGGGAGAUGAUGGGAGACGACAGGAGCGACUCGGAUGCGAAUCGUUCGUUGGAAGGGGACAGGGCCGAUCACCUGGAUCUCGAGGAUCAAAGCGAGAUAAGGAGCGUGGCCCACUCGGAGGAUUUGAACGUGAUGGACUCGGACUGCGAGCUGGAGAGGGAGGUGGACAACAGCCAGGAGAAGGAGGAGAAGUCGAGCCCCGUAGUGCCUCAACCGAUUCAUCCAGGGGUUCAGAGGCCCUCUCAGGGGCCCCCUUACCUCCCCGGUGCCCCAGGCGCCCCCGGAUGGAAUCCCGCGGGAUUCCCGCAUUCCCUCGCGGGAUUCGCGUGGCUACCCCCACCCCCGCACCCGCACAAUCCGCAUGGACAUCUGUACACGCCUCACGGGGGGCCCACUAGUCCGAACGGCGAUCUGAGGCUGCCGGGGCCGGGGCCAGGCCCGGUCAGGUGCACCCUGAGGAAGCACAAGCCGAAUCGCAAGCCGAGGACACCGUUCACCACGCAGCAGCUGCUCUCCCUGGAGAAAAAGUUUCGCGAAAAGCAGUAUCUAACCAUCGCCGAACGAGCGGAAUUCUCGUCGUCCCUUCACCUUACGGAAACGCAGGUGAAAAUUUGGUUCCAGAACAGGCGAGCUAAGGCGAAGCGUCUCCAGGAGGCGGAAAUCGAGAAGUUGAGGCUGUCCGCGAGGCCGUUGCUUCACCCGAGUUUCGGCUCUGGCCUAAUGUUCUCCGGAGUGGGGCCACCUGGAACACCAGGAGUGCCUCCCUUCAUCGCGGCGGCCAUGGCUAGGCACACCCAUGUCGCCGCCGCGGCGGCCAUGUUCAUGGGGCCCCCUGGACACAGGCCUUAAUAAGGGAGAGGCGAGCCGCGCUGGUCCGAGUCGCUCGUAUCCUGCCCAGUCCGCCUCUUCCUGGUCUUCGUGAACGAAAACUGUGCGUUGAAAAAACUUGUAACCCAACGAAAGAACGAAAAG
Apis dorsata (giant honeybee) is the source of this 987-nucleotide messenger RNA. It is a transcript of the gene Msx, whose product is annotated as homeobox protein MSX-2-like. Lineage: Eukaryota; Metazoa; Arthropoda; Insecta; Hymenoptera; Apidae. The record is from RefSeq and is a predicted model, not a curated record. The coding region runs from base 22 to 864 and encodes 280 amino acids. Gene Ontology annotation, cellular component: nucleus. Gene Ontology annotation, molecular function: RNA polymerase II transcription regulatory region sequence-specific DNA binding; DNA-binding transcription factor activity, RNA polymerase II-specific. The transcript has 3 exons. Gene Ontology annotation, biological process: regulation of transcription by RNA polymerase II; embryonic morphogenesis.